This is a messenger RNA of Saccostrea echinata, 3128 nucleotides long. RefSeq names its product von Willebrand factor D and EGF domain-containing protein-like. Bases 402 to 3128 code for a protein of 908 amino acids. The transcript is spliced from 18 exons. The record is from RefSeq and is a predicted model, not a curated record. NCBI's taxonomy places the organism in Eukaryota, Metazoa, Mollusca, Bivalvia, Ostreida, Ostreidae.
ACGACUCUGAACCCUGUACGUCAGACAAUACGUCUGUGGCAGUAGUCGAUCAAGAUGUGUCCUGUGUUUUGCCACAUGUAAUCUUCAAUACGUCGGAUAUUUGGACUCGAUUUCAGCUUGCGGAUGGACGACCACUUGUACUGUCGGACAAAUGUAUUUGUGCAUCUACAUGUGCAUGGUUUCUAAACGACACACUACAGGCAAAUGGAACAAAAUUGCUGAGAGUGGCUUCUCAAUGUUAUGGAGGAUGGUACUUAAGAGUCAGGAAAUGUGACGGGUUUUUCGUGUUGUUCUUGGAUUCAUUGUCUUAUUUCUAUUCCUCGAUCAGUGGUGAAACGGUAUGUGUAGCUCCGUAUCAGGGGUCAUGCAAGAAAUCAGAAGACUCUGAAGCCGCAGACAUUAUGAAUGUGUGUCCCGAGGUGGGGAGUUUUCACGAGGAAACAGACGAUAAGAAAACAAUGGAGGCGGUCUUUAAAUGUCUAUUCCAACAAAUUCCUGGAAACGUUGUGUACGACGUCCAGUGGUAUAUCGACGGAACGCUCCUCGAUAACGCCAAAUUCACAGGAAUCAGUUACAGUAACAUCAAUGAUACAGCCCUACGGACAAAGCACUGGGUGAACAACUUCACUCUGAGUUUUCAGGUAUCUUGUGCUGUUAAAGCUAACAGUUCAACGUCUGUGGUCCAGGGAGAUUUUACUGAAAGUUACCCAUAUUUUGCAGGCAUUAAAUCAAGUCAGCUCCAGUAUUUUGUGUUUGAGGGGGAGACAAUUCAGAUAAGUCUGGAGGCUACAGUGCCAUUCAGUUGUCCAUCUACUCUGAGUGACGCAAUGAAAGCCUCCCACUGUAAUUUCCAAUUCUACAUCUGGACCCCUGGGGAGGGAAAGUGUGUGAAUGGUCUUACUAGUAAUGGAGUGGCCUUCAAGGAUAACCCUUGUGGAGUUACAUUUGGUUAUAAAGACAAAACGGCAUCUAUCAGUGUCACUGGUUAUAUUGACGGAAUGGUCAAUUUCAGGGAGAGAAAAUCUACCUUGAGGAUUGCUUCUACCAGAAAUCCAAUGGAUUCCACUGGAAUAUGGAACGGAGUAAAGAUUCCAGACAUUAUAUUUAUUGUAAAAGACAAAGACGUAUUGGUAUCUGGUAAGUACUGUGCUUCUUACACGGAUCCCCAUCAAAGAACAUUUGACGGAAUGCGCUUCUCCAACCAACGGGCCGGGGAGUUCUUGUUGUACAGACACAAGAUUUUGCCCUACACCGUGCACGCUUUGUAUUCCACCUGUAUCUUGAGGCGCGCUACGUGUAACUGCGGUAUCGCUAUUAGAAGUGGCGGGAGCCUCUUUUCUGUUCGCACAUGUGCACAAGUCUCUACAACACUGACCAGAACUUUAUCAAUUCCAGAGGAAAAAACCGAAAUUUGCAAUGAUGACGAUCUACGUAUUCUAAAAUAUUGGCCUUAUUACAAGGUUACACUUCCUAGCGGUACGGAAGUGUCAUUCACAAUUUCCCGGUGGAGUAAUUGGAUGGGUAGUAUUCGGAUCAGAGCCUCUAUUUCAGAUUUGGGGGAAACGGAGGGUUUGUGUGGACUUGUUAAUGGUAAUGCCACAGAUGACUUUAUUCCUAGAAAUGGACAAAUUCCUACAGAUAUAAAUUCCUUUGCAGAAUCGUGGAGAAUACCAAGGGACUCUCCUGGUAAAAGUUUGUUUGUAGAAAAUCCCAAAAUUUUACGACAGUCCUUUUCCUAUUCAUCUCAGAGCAACAAAGAGAAUUAUUGCACGUGCCCGUCCGAUGAGCCACUGGAUCCUUACAAUCCAGACUUUGAGUCUCAGAGUCAGGCCCACUGUAACCAGACAACACCUAGUUCUGUGUGUGGAAGUCAGGUUUCCAUGGUGAUGGAUACCUCUUCCUGUGGCACUACCUCACGUAGACGAAAGCGUUCAGUUGAAUCGGAUGAUGUUGGGGAUUCUACUGUGCUUACCUAUACCAGCGACUUCGAUGAAACAGCUGUUUUCAAUGUAAGUGACUGGAUCAAUGGGUGGAACGCCACGUCAGCCAGGAAGUACUGUAAUGACUCUUUCACCUUUGACCCCGCUGUGAAGACGUGUAAUGACCUUGUCAACAUCUCUUCAGAAUCUUAUAUAGAUAGUUGUGUGGAGGAUAUCAAGAUGUCUGGUAAUACAACAUGGGUAGAGGACACGCUGGACACACUAAAAGGGGCGUGUCUUACAGAGGCCAAGAAACAGGAAGUGUUUUAUACAAACUCCACCUCUAACUCCUCCUUUGAGUUGUCAAUCAUACAGCUGAUCACAGCUCAACUUUGUCCCGCCAACUGCUCUGGAAAUGGAGAAUGCAAGGAUGCCUUGUGUUUCUGCCAUGAUGGAUUCAUUGGGAGUGAUUGUUCGGUCCGUGUGUCAGUGCCACCUACAGACUUUUCUUUGCCGUCCAGUGGAAUUUGUGACACAAGACAACGAUCAUGUCAAAAAACAAAUAUUGUUGGCAAAUUCUACUCUGAAAGUGUCGUCGCAAAAUUGCUUCACUUUGAGAUAGAAGAAAUGGAGCCCUCCAAUCCUUUCUCUGUGACCACAAAUGCAACUUUUCGUCAUUUCAACCUGAUUACUGUGAACUUGCAUUCUGUUUCCGAGUCUUCUCGACGUCGACGUCGUUCAGUGAUGAAUGACGUGCAUGGUUGGAAUAUUUCACUAAGUUAUGAUGGUAUAACCUUCAGUGAUCAUGUGACUUUGUUGAUAUAUGAAAGUCAGAGAUACUCAUGUGAUAUGCAGACCCUAACUUGCAAAAAGCUGAUAAGCGACAGUGGAUCCUCCUCCAAAGGGUCUACCGUCAACGUUCCCGCCAUUGCUGGUGCUAUAGGUUUCACUGCUGUAGCAGUAGUUAUUAUUGUGAUAGUAAUCGUUCUCAUAAAAAAGAAAAAGUUUCCAAAAGCUCGGGCCCAGUCUGUCAUAGGUAUACAGAUUGACAACAGCCAGAUAACGAUACCUAGAAAUGACACUGGGUCUCUGUGGGUGGGGGAUACUGACUACGGUCAGCCCAUACCCUCCCUGCCCCCAGUUUAUUAUGUCUACCAGCAGAAACGGGAAACAACUGGUAUAUCUCUGUAUUUUGAAGAAAAACACUAG